This is a messenger RNA of Mesorhabditis spiculigera, 1173 nucleotides long. The record is from the annotation of a GenBank genome assembly. NCBI's taxonomy places the organism in Eukaryota, Metazoa, Nematoda, Chromadorea, Rhabditida, Rhabditidae.
AUGCCGGCGGGAGAUUGGUGGAUCGUCGAUCCAGUGGAAGGAAAUAUUAAUCAUAUCCACGGGCGGAAUGGUUGGGGUGUGACCGCUACGCUAAUUCGGGACGGCGCAGCGGUGCUCACCGUUGCAACGGUUCCACUGGCCGGGGAAAUCUACACGGCUAUUGAAGGCAACGGUGCUUUUCUGAAUGACGUUGCGCUUGUUACUUCAGCGAAGCGGGAGCUGAACGCCGCGAUUGUGGGGACCUUAGAAGUCAUGCUGGCAAAUGCGUUGCUCGUUCGCAUGUCGGUUCCCUCUACCCUCGAAUUGCUCGAAGUCGCAUCAGGAAAGAUCGAUGCGUUCUGGCAGUUCAGCCAAAUUCGCUCCGGCCUUGCUUCGGGCGCUCUUUUGGUUAAAGAGGCAGGCGGAAGUGUGUCUGAUUGCCGAGACAGAGGUGACAGGGUCCGAGCCAUUUCUCGUCAUCCGCCUGAGCAGCGGUCAGGUGUAGAGCCGUAUGCAGCUGACGUAACUGAUCGUGAUGCCACAAACGUGGCACUCGCAUCCCCCUUCGAUGCCGUAUUUUUCACCGUCGACAUUCAUGGUCUGACACAGUCCCGCGAGUCUAUUCGUGCUGUGAUGUAUGAUGGGUGUGUCAACGUGAUGAACGCGGCGCUGGCGGGUGGAGCCAAGCGUUUCGUACUGCUUUCCGUCAUAGGUGCCGAUCAACCAUCGUGGGUGUGGUGGAUUUUGAACUCCUUGAAGCGCGGGAUGCAGCGAAAUAUCGUCGACCGGGAACAAGCCCUGAAAGCGUCUGGGAUGCCAUAUGUCAUCAUUCGCGCACCAAAGCUUAAAGACGGGCCUGUAGGCACUGUGCCCCUCGCGGCCACGCCGUCUCGGCAUCGACUGGAUAUGAAGUUGGGUAUUUUUCGAUCUGAACUGGCUAUGGCGCUUCUCGCUGCAGCUGACGGAGCUCCGAAAAACUCUCAGUGGGACGUGUUUACCGCCGAGGCCGGCCCGCCGGUAUCCGGCCGCCUAGAUAGCGAUGCCUCUGUUCUUCCCCUUGCCGCCACGGCCGAAGGGAAGCCCGUGGCCGACGCUUUCGCAGAUGACGGGGCACUCUACAGCCCUGAACAUUCGAAAUCGAUAGCACUGCACACUGCAGAAAUUCGUAGCGUCGUCCGUUUCAGCCGUGCUUUG